AUGCCAUUCUAUGUGGCCAAGAUGCAUCUGCCCUUCACUCAGAACUUGGUGAACUUGGUGAACCAUGAGACCAUCUGUGGCGUGUGGCUUUGCAGCCGUGGCUCUGAGGUGCAAGCGGCGAAGCCAGCCUUCUCUCGCUGGAAGGCUUCCAAGCAUCGGCUCCUGGUGGUGGUGAAGAGCUUACUGAAGGGCUUACCGAAAGGCCUGAAGGGGUCGCCGUGCAGCAGCUGUGGAGCUGAGGCCAAUGAAGCUCUCUGCGCUGUCCUGAAAGCAGAGAUGGCUCACUGGGUAAAGGUGCUUGGCAUCGCUGCACUCCAGACUGAUGAUACUGGCUCAUUCGGCUACUUGGUGCUGACUCCUGAAGAGAUCACCAAAGGAAAGUUGCAGUUUGCAGGGCAGGAAGAAAGCUGUCAAAUCAUCCUGGUAAUUCUUCAUGCAAAGGAGGAAUCGGCUUCUUCACUUCGAUCCAGCUUGCAAGUUCUGCCAGUUCCCAAUCAGGUGAUCCUUGGAGUUGAGUUGUGGGAUGAAUCGACCAGGCAACUUGCCUCAGAGAUUCUGGACAGUAAUGCUGUCGCGCUGGCGCUGCCGGCAGAUCCAGCGAAAUCGGACCAGAAAAAGGAUCAGAAGGGUGAGAAGGACCACGAGGAGGAUGCCCAAUUGGUUGCUUCAUUCAUGGCCAACAUCAUUUGCCGUUCCGAUGACCAAGAUUUUCGAGCCGCGUGCCGUGCGUUGCUCAAGGCUGGAGCUGCUGAAGCGGACACGCUUCCUGCCCAAGGUUCAACGUCAAUUGCUGAAAUGGAGGACGCUGAAUUCCGCCAGGGCAUUGCAGCAUUGAUGGGCCGACAUCACGUGGUGACGCAAUCAAAGGCGUCCAAACCAAAGCCAUCAAAGCAAGGCAAUUCCAAGGGAAAGAAACGAGCCGGAGAGAUCAUGAGCUCUGAAGCAAAGCGUUUGGCAGCUGCAGAGUGGGAUGACUGCAGUGAAUCAUUCGACUGA
This is a messenger RNA of Cladocopium goreaui, 996 nucleotides long. Lineage: Eukaryota; Dinophyceae; Suessiales; Symbiodiniaceae. The record is from the annotation of a GenBank genome assembly.